AUGGCGGAUUCGUCCGGAACCACUUUAAUGGAUCUGAUAACGGCCGACCCGGGACCGGCGUCGUCCGCCUCUGGAUCCACGGCCAACGCGACUCCUUCGUCCGCAUCGGCUUCCGCCGCUGCUUCGCAGUUGCCAUCAGUUCCAAUGACGACCACGUCUUCGUCGUCGUUGGGGAAGACCAUUUUGGGGGAGAAGAAGUCUAAGAGGGCGACGCUUAUGCAGAUCCAAAACGAGACCAUUUCUGCUGCUAAAGCUGCAUUGCAACCCAUGAAGACCAAUAUCAUGCCCCAGAAGCAAAAGAAAAAGCCAGUUUCUUAUUCACAACUUGCACGGAGCAUCCAUGAACUAGCUGCUACGUCUGAUCAGAAAAGCUCGCAGAAGCAGCUGGUGCAUCACGUGUUUCCAAAACUUGCGGUGUACAAUUCAGUUGAUCCAUCACUUGCACCAUCACUUCUCAUGUUAAAUCAGCAGUGUGAAGAUCGAACUGUCUUACGCUAUGUCUACUACUACUUGGCUAGAAUUUUAUCAGACAAUGGUGCUCAAGGUUUGAGUACUGGUGGUGGGAUCCCUACUCCUAACUGGGAUGCUCUGGCAGAUAUUGAUGCUGUUGGGGGUGUGACAAGGGCUGAUGUUGUGCCGCGAAUAAUUGAACAGCUCUCUGCUGAGGCCUCAAACGUUGACACUGAGUUUCACGCAAGGAGGUUGCAAGCAUUGAAAGCUCUUACUUAUGCUCCUUCAAGCAACUCCGAUAUAUUGGCCAGAUUGUAUGAGAUUGUGUUUGGCAUUCUUGAUAAGGUUGCUGAUACUCCUCAAAAACGGAAGAAAGGUGUCUUUGGCACUAAAGGCGGCGAUAAGGAGUCCAUCAUCCGGAGUAAUUUGCAAUACGGGGCACUGAGCGCACUCAGAAGACUUCCUUUGGAUCCUGGGAACCCAGUCUUUUUGCAUCGUGCUGUUCAGGGGGUUUCAUUUGCAGAUCCUAUUGCUGUGAGGCAUGCACUGGAGAUUAUCUCAGAGUUAGCUAUGAAGGAUCCUUAUGCAGUGGCAAUGGCAUUGGGAAAAGUUGUGGUUCCCGGAGGGGCUCUGCAGGAUGUUCUUCAUUUGCAUGAUGUGCUUGCUAGAGUUGCAUUGGCUAGGUUGUGCCAUACUGUUUCGAGAGCUCGUGCACUGGAUGAGAGGCCGGAUAUUAAAUCACAAUUUAAUUCAUUACUCUAUCAACUGCUGCUGGAUCCAAGUGAAAGAGUAUGCUUUGAGGCAGUCUUGUGCAUAUUGGGAAAGUAUGACAGCACAGAGAGAACCGAAGAACGGGCUGCUGGCUGGUACCGGCUAACCAGGGAGAUGUUGAAGUUACCAGAAAACGACUCAAAGUCUUCAAAAGAUAAAUCUCAAAAGACGAGGCGUCCACAACCUUUAAUUAAACUUGUGAUGAGAAGACUAGAAAGUUCUUUCCGAAGUUUCUCUAGGCCUGUCCUUCAUGCAGCAGCGAGAGUUGUACAGGAGAUGGGAAAAAGUCGAGCUGCAGCAUUUUCUGUUGGCUUGACUGAUAUUGAUGAAGGAGUUAGCAUCAAUGAGUUUGCUGAUGAUGAUUUUAUUGAAAAUCCUUAUGCAGAUGGUGCUCGUAAGGCCUCUUCUAUGUCAGGUUCAACUGGUAGCAAGGAAACAAUUGCAAGUUUAUUAGCUUCUCUGAUGGAGGUCGUUCGGACAACUGUUGCCUGUGAAUGCGUUUAUGUUCGAGCAAUGGUGAUCAAGGCAUUGAUAUGGAUGCAGCUUCCAUAUGAAUCAUUUGAUGAGCUAGAAUCCAUCAUUACAUCCGAGCUUUCUGAUCCAGCUUGGCCAGCUGCUCUAUUGAACGAUAUUUUGCUUACAUUGCACGCUCGUUUUAAGGCAACUCCAGAUAUGGCUGUAACCCUGCUUGAAAUUGCUCGGAUCUUUGCUACUAAAGUUCCGGGGAAGAUUGAUGCUGAUGUGUUACAACUACUAUGGAAAACAUGUCUUGUUGGUGCUGGUCCUAACGGUAAGCAUACUGCCUUGGAAGCAGUCACUAUUGUUCUUGAUCUACCACCACCACAGCCUGGGUCACCAUCAGGAGUGACCCCAGUGGAUAGAGUAUCUGCAUCUGAUCCAAAGUCAGCUCUGGCAUUGCAAAAAUUAGUCCAAGCAGCAGUGUGGUUCCUUGGUGAAAAUGCAAAUUAUGCUGCUUCUGAGUAUGCUUGGGAAUCUGCAACCCCUCCUGGUACUGCAUUGAUGAUGUUAGAUGCAGAUAAAAUGGUUGCUGCUGCCAGUUCUCGUAACCCCACACUUGCUGGUGCCUUGACAAGAUUACAGAGGUGUGCUUUUAGUGGCAGCUGGGAGGUCCGAAUUGUUGCUGCUCAAGCCCUUACAACUAUGGCAAUCAGGUCUGGCGAGCCUUAUAGGCUGCAGAUUUAUGAAUUCUUGAAUGCAUUAGCACAGGGUGGUGUACAGUCUCAAUUGUCAGAAAUGCAUCUGAGUAAUGGGGAAGAUCAAGGUGCCAGUGGGACCGGUCUUGGGGUGUUGAUUAGUCCCAUGAUAAAGGUUCUUGAUGAGAUGUACAGGGCACAAGAUGAACUAAUCAAGGAUAUACGCAACCAUGAUAAUACGAAUAAAGAAUGGACAGAUGACGAAUUGAAGAAACUUUAUGAAACCAAUGAGAAGCUGCUAGACAUUGUUUCACUGUUCUGCUAUGUUCCCCGAGCAAAGUAUCUACCCCUGGGACCAAUAAGUGCAAAACUCAUUGAUGUGUAUCGCACAAAGCACAACAUAACUGCGUCAACCGGUUUGAGUGAUCCAGCCGUCAUCGCAACCGGGAUCUCUGACCUGGUUUAUGAAUCUAAGCCAGCUCCUGCAGAAUCUGAUGGGCUUGAUGAUGACCUGGUAAAUGCUUGGGCAGCAAACCUUGGAGAUGAUGGCUUGAUGGGAAAGAGUGCACCUGCAAUGAGCAGGGUAAAUGAAUUUCUCGCUGGGAUGGGUACGGAUGCCCCUGAUGUGGAUGAAGAGAAUAUUGUUUCUAGACCUUCAGUUGGCUAUGAUGAUAUGUGGGCAAAGACACUCCUAGAAUCAUCAGAACUAGAGGAAGAAGAUGCUAGGUCAUCAGGUUCCUCUUCCCCUGAUUCAAUAGGGUCGGUUGAAACUUCAAUUUCGUCACACUUUGGUGGAAUGAACUAUCCUUCACUUUUCAGUUCAAAGCCAACCAGUUACGGGACAUCACAAACCUCGGAGAGAUCAGGUGGCAACAGAUAUGGCAGCUCCUCAUCUAUUUAUGAGGGUGCAAGUUCUCCAAUUAGAGAAGAACCGCCAUCAUAUGCAUCUUCAGUAAUGCAAAGACACGAUUCGUUUGAAAACCCCAUGGCUGCUCCUGAAUCAUCCAGUUUUGAGUCUGAGGAUGAAAGCCGCCGCAACACCUCGGGAAACCCUCAAUUUGGAUCGGCCCUAUACGACUUUACUGCAGGCGGAGAUGACGAGUUGAGUCUAACAUCCGGGGAAGAGGUCGAAAUCGAGUACGAGGUUGAUGGGUGGUUCUAUGUAAAGAAGAAGCGUCCUGGAAGGGAUGGCAAGAUGGCUGGUUUGGUCCCUGUUCUCUAUGUCAAACCUCGUUGA
Messenger RNA from Linum trigynum, 3612 nucleotides. NCBI's taxonomy places the organism in Eukaryota, Viridiplantae, Streptophyta, Magnoliopsida, Malpighiales, Linaceae. The record is from the annotation of a GenBank genome assembly.